This is a messenger RNA of Tupaia belangeri chinensis (Chinese tree shrew), 3397 nucleotides long. It is a transcript of the gene MMP24, whose product is annotated as matrix metallopeptidase 24. Gene Ontology annotation, molecular function: metalloendopeptidase activity; zinc ion binding. The coding region runs from base 12 to 1733 and encodes 573 amino acids. The transcript is spliced from 8 exons. NCBI's taxonomy places the organism in Eukaryota, Metazoa, Chordata, Mammalia, Scandentia, Tupaiidae. Gene Ontology annotation, cellular component: extracellular matrix; plasma membrane. Gene Ontology annotation, biological process: extracellular matrix organization; collagen catabolic process; proteolysis. The record is from RefSeq and is a predicted model, not a curated record.
UCUUCAUCAUAAUGCAUCCUUUUCUUUCACAUGUCUUUCAGAACUGGUUGAAGUCAUAUGGCUAUCUGCUUCCCUAUGAUUCACGGGCGUCUGCAUUGCACUCAGGGAAGGCCUUACAGUCAGCAGUCUCCACUAUGCAGCAGUUUUAUGGGAUCCCAGUCACCGGUGUGUUGGAUCAGACAACGAUCGAGUGGAUGAAGAAACCCCGAUGUGGUGUCCCCGAUCACCCCCACUUGAGCCGCAGGCGGAGAAACAAGCGCUAUGCCCUGACUGGACAGAAAUGGAGACAAAAGCACAUCACCUACAGCAUUCACAACUACACCCCAAAAGUGGGGGAGCUAGACACACGCAAAGCUAUUCGCCAGGCUUUUGAUGUGUGGCAGAAGGUGACCCCACUGACCUUUGAAGAGGUGCCAUACCAUGAGAUCAAAAGUGAUCGGAAGGAGGCGGAUAUCAUGAUCUUCUUUGCUUCUGGUUUCCACGGUGACAGCUCCCCGUUUGAUGGAGAAGGGGGAUUCCUGGCCCAUGCCUACUUCCCUGGCCCAGGGAUUGGAGGAGAUACUCACUUUGACUCAGACGAGCCGUGGACACUUGGAAAUGCCAAUCAUGAUGGGAACGACCUCUUCCUGGUGGCUGUGCACGAGCUGGGCCAUGCACUAGGGCUGGAGCACUCCAACGACCCCAGCGCCAUCAUGGCCCCCUUCUACCAGUACAUGGAGACGCACAACUUCAAGCUGCCCCAGGAUGAUCUCCAGGGCAUCCAGAAGAUCUACGGACCUCCAGCUGAGCCACUGGAGCCCACAAGGCCACUCCCCACACUCCCCGUCCGUAGGAUCCACUCACCAUCGGAGAGGAAGCAUGAACGCCAGCCCAGGCCCCCUCGGCCACCCCUUGGAGACCGACCAUCCACACCAGGCGCCAAACCGAACAUCUGCGAUGGCAACUUCAACACAGUGGCCCUCUUCCGGGGCGAGAUGUUUGUGUUUAAGGAUCGCUGGUUCUGGCGCCUACGCAAUAAUCGGGUGCAGGAGGGCUACCCCAUGCAGAUAGAACAGUUCUGGAAGGGCCUGCCUGCCCGCAUAGACGCUGCCUAUGAAAGAGCUGAUGGAAGAUUUGUUUUCUUCAAAGGUGACAAGUACUGGGUAUUUAAGGAGGUGACAGUGGAGCCUGGGUACCCCCACAGCCUGGGGGAGCUGGGCAGCUGUCUGCCCCGUGAAGGCAUUGACACGGCUCUACGCUGGGAACCUGUGGGCAAGACCUACUUUUUCAAAGGCGAGCGGUACUGGCGCUACAGUGAGGAGCGGCGGGCCACGGAUCCCGGCUACCCCAAGCCCAUCACCGUGUGGAAGGGCAUCCCACAGGCUCCCCAAGGGGCCUUCAUCAGCAAGGAAGGAUAUUACACCUACUUUUACAAAGGCCGGGACUACUGGAAGUUUGACAACCAGAAACUGAGCGUGGAGCCAGGCUACCCACGCAAUAUCCUGCGUGACUGGAUGGGCUGCAACCAGAAAGAGGUGGAGCGGCGCAAGGAGCGGCGGCUGCCCCAGGAUGACGUGGACAUCAUGGUGACCAUCAAUGACGUGCCGGGCUCUGUGAAUGCUGUGGCCGUGGUCAUCCCCUGCAUCCUGUCCCUCUGCAUCCUGGUGCUGGUCUACACCAUCUUCCAGUUCAAGAACAAGGCAGGCCCUCAGCCUGUCACCUACUAUAAGCGGCCAGUCCAGGAGUGGGUGUGAGCAGCCCAGAGGCCUCUCUGUCCACUUGGUCUGGCCAGCCAGGCCCUUCCUCACCAGGGUCUGAGGGGCAGCUCUGGCCACUGCUCACCAGGGCCAGCAGGGCCCUAGGCUGGGGCCGUACAGCUGAAGUGGUGGGUGCACUGGCCUAAGCUGAGUGUGGGGCAGGGAGUGAUGAGGGCUGUACUGCAGGGUGGGUGUCUGCACCCAGCUGCCAGCCUUCUGUCCUGGAUAAACUACUCUCUACUCAAAGGAACAGGCCAAGUCCCACCAGGAGGCAGGGACCAUGCCAGGAGGAGCCCCGUGGUCACUGCAUCCUGUGGUAUCCAUGUGGCACCAUGGCUCCAUUCCUGGCGGGACCCGAUACCCUCCAUGGGAAGCCAGCACUAGCUCUCAUCCCCAUCUGGGAGAUGCUACCAGUCCCAGUCCCCCUACGCCAACACCUGCUGGUCAGAUGUCCCCCCAUCCCCAUCCUCUAAGGCUACAGGACCCCUGCUACCAACACAGUGGGCAACUCACCUGGGUUUCCCCUGCUGGCAUUCAGCAGAUCCCUCAGGAAACCUGCUCCACUUGUCAGGGUCUCCAGAGACCCAGGAUUUAGGGUCACGUGCUGCAGGCAGGGCUGUGGCCCAGCUGGGUCUGACAAAGACCCAGCUGUCACAUCGUGAAUAUUUAAAUGUCCUGUCACUACUGUUUGAAGUCCCAUUUUGCAAAGGCUGCUUGAGCUGUAGAUGAACUAGAGGUGAAUGUCUUGGUGAUGAGGCCAGUGUGGUGGUCCUCUCCUCCAGGGGAUAAGGAACAAGGUGCUGCUCAGGUCACUCUAGCACCCAGGCACCCCAGCAGCUAGGCCCUGCUCAUGAGACUAAAGAGCGGGGGGCAGAAACUGACUCCAUUUCUGGAGGCCCAUCUGAGUUUGUGACCUUACUCUAUUCCCCCCCCAAUUAUCCCUGUCCCUCUCUACUCUCGUCUCUACCCCUGCUCCAGCUUGUGACUUGUGGCCUGGGGGUUCAGCCUGACUGUGAGGCAGAGAUGGCUCCAGGGCUGAUCCUCUCAUGGCCUUGAAGUCAGGGGCUCAGGGCAGCCUUCUGAAGUGCUCAGUGCUCACAUGCCAGCUACCAUGAGACCAGCUGUUUCUCAGCCAGAAGCAGUGUUUAUACCACGAGUUUGGCCUGUGCUGGCCCAGCUCACUGGGCCCAUCUUCCUGCAUUGCUCUUGGGAGAAGGUUAUCCUCAACUGGUAGCAGUCCCAACUCUAGGGGUCUCCUUUUUUUAUCUCCUCUGGCCCACCAUUCAUGGUCUCUGGCAGGAGUUCCAGGGGUUCAGCUUGCCUUGCUCUAAGCCAGCAGAGGCAGCCAUGCUUGUCACUGAGGAGCCCUAGGCAAGACCAAUGGGUUCAGUGAUGCCUACUGGCUCUCUGCCAAAGCCAAAAAGAGGUGUCAGGCAGUCUUCAGGGUGCUGGCAGGGUCUCAUGUGCCACCCUUGCCCUCUGAGCCUACACGAGCCUCGCUCCCACUCUGUGGCCUCUGGGCUUUGAGUUGGCUUACCCUGUAGCACAGACAGGGACUCCUGCUGCCCUGGGAGCAGUAUUGAGCAAAAUUUCUUGUCCCAGAGGCACCUAUGUGGGUCCACUGUGUCCCCUGUCAUCCUUCUGUUUUCUCAUUUUGGCCA